This is a messenger RNA of Owenia fusiformis, 441 nucleotides long. The record is from the annotation of a GenBank genome assembly. Lineage: Eukaryota; Metazoa; Annelida; Polychaeta; Sabellida; Oweniidae.
GAAAUACAUAGGCAAGCCAAGGAAACAUGUAGGAAGGACUGUAUUAGAGGAAUUUUAACAUGUCAAGUGAAGAUCGAAGAGAAAGUCUGAGAGGCUCAGCGACUAGAGCCAAGUCUUUAUCAGCAAAUAAACUAAAAGGGAAAAAACGUGAUGGAACACCUGAGAAAUCAACAACUCCUAAUUUAUCCCAAGAUGCACUACCCGAGGAAGAUCGGGCUGCUUCUAGAAAUGUUAUAAUUAACGAUGAGAUCCUUGCCCUGGCCAUCAAAGAGGAAGAUUUGACAAAGUUGAGAGAGCCAAAGCCCCCUACAGGCAAAAAGACACCAGUAUCUAGCCGUAUAGUUGUCAAGAAACUAAAGCCACAGUCAGAAUGGGAUAAACCAACACCUAGAAUGGUAACUGUGUUGAAACCUGCUCCUCCUGAUGCCCCUCUCAAGCCUG